This is a messenger RNA of Thalassophryne amazonica, 1386 nucleotides long. RefSeq names its product mitochondrial glutamate carrier 1-like. Gene Ontology annotation, molecular function: L-aspartate transmembrane transporter activity; L-glutamate transmembrane transporter activity. NCBI's taxonomy places the organism in Eukaryota, Metazoa, Chordata, Actinopteri, Batrachoidiformes, Batrachoididae. The record is from RefSeq and is a predicted model, not a curated record. Bases 121 to 1125 code for a protein of 334 amino acids. The transcript has 9 exons. Gene Ontology annotation, biological process: L-glutamate transmembrane transport; malate-aspartate shuttle; aspartate transmembrane transport.
UAUCCUGGUGCUUCUUUCUCCUCUUGCCUUGCUCAGUGUCUCCUCAAGGACUCAGCCUGCUUUUCUCUGGGGCCUACCCCAUUGUGCUGACCAACUAUUGCACUAAAUACCACCAAGAACAUGUCCCAGCAACAGCAGAUAAGCCUCCCAGCCAAACUGAUCAAUGGAGGGAUUGCAGGUAUAGUAGGAGUCACUUGUGUGUUCCCAAUCGACCUGGCCAAGACACGCCUGCAGAACCAACGCAGCGGGCAGCAACUCUACAAGAACAUGUUAGACUGCCUCAUAAAAACAGUUAAAUCUGAAGGUUACUUCGGCAUGUACAGAGGUGCUGCAGUAAAUCUUACUCUCGUAACCCCUGAGAAGGCCAUCAAACUAGCUGCUAAUGACUUUUGUCGCCACCAUUUGAGCAAACAUGGCGGUAAACUGACCGUUUUCAAGGAGAUGCUUGCAGGAUGUUGUGCAGGAAUGUGCCAGGCGAUUGUCACAACACCCAUGGAGAUGCUAAAGAUCCAGCUACAGGAUGCUGGCCGGCUUGUGGCCCAGCAGAGGGUGAUACCUAACAUGGUGAUGACUCUGAAAAUGGGUGGCACCAGUGCUGCUCUUAGCUGUUCCUACAUCACCAGCCCAGCACCACAGAUCACACGAGUGUCCGCCAUUCAGAUUACCAGGGAGCUCCUAAUGACCACAGGGGUCCCGGGAUUGUACAAGGGAUUGGGGGCAACAUUGAUGAGGGACGUCCCAUUCUCAGUUGUGUACUUCCCUCUUUUUGCACACCUGCACCAGCUUGGCAGGCAUUCAUCUGGAGACCCAAAUGUACCUUUCUAUUGGUCAUUCCUGUCUGGCUGCGUAGCUGGAUCACUUGGAGCUGUGGCUGUCACUCCUUGUGAUGUGGUCAAGACAAGGCUACAGUCACUUAAAACAGGAGCUAAUGAGGAAACCUACACUGGAGUCAUGGACUGUAUCAGAAACAUCCUGAGAAAGGAGGGUCCUGGAGCGUUCCUCAAGGGGGCCAGUUGCCGGGCACUGGUUAUUGCACCUCUCUUUGGCAUUGUUCAGGUCAUGUAUUUUGUUGGAGUUGGGGAGUUCAUCGUAGGGUUCACCCCUUACAACAUCUGCUCUGCAUAAAUUAGCUUUUUGCUAGUUUGUCUGCCACUUUAUUAAAUUACAAGCAGCUAUGACCUGGCCUUAGUUGUGAAGCCAGCUCUCUUUCACUGUGGAAGAGUUGUAUGGUUUGAAGCUAAAAGGACCUGGCAUAACAUUUGAAAUGAUACAAGUUGCAUGACUAUCUGUCAAAUUAAAACAGGUUGAAACUUUAACCAUCUAUUGUAUUGUAUAUUGGCAGUAAUGAGGCUGAUGGGAAAAAGAGGAAUAAAAAAGUGUUGCCCA